Macaca mulatta (Rhesus monkey) is the source of this 1350-nucleotide messenger RNA. Lineage: Eukaryota; Metazoa; Chordata; Mammalia; Primates; Cercopithecidae. The record is from RefSeq and is a predicted model, not a curated record.
AUGCAGGCUUGGAAGCCUCGGUGGAGAAGCCUGGGACAGCCUCAGGUGCCUGCUGAGUAUGUGAUCCUUAGGGACAGCCUCCCGUUCUAUGAAGACCUUGGCCCUCGGGGAUCUGGGGAAGGAGCUGACUCUGAGAAGGCCAUGAGCCGGGGUACAGGAAAGCCGCUCCUGUCCCAGACCCUGGAGGACUUCAGCAUCCGCACACUGUACGAUAAGCUCGAGGACCAGAACCUGCAUGUUGCGUCCCAGCUGAGCAAGCACAGGAGUGAUGCCCUGGCCUUCUACAGGGCCACUGCGCAGCAGCUCCAGGGACUCCAGGACUUUCUGCAGGGCCUCAGCAGGACUGAGCAGCAAGCUCUAGGCAGGGGUGGAGACCCUGAAACAGAUCCCAAAGCCACUGCCAGAGAAGACACUGGGCAGAGCCAGGAACCAUGGGACAGCCACACUGCAGCUUCUCAAAGGCAGUGCCAGCAGCCUCCUCCAGGCCGCAGUCCCAGCGCCACUACCCUGGGCUUUCAGCUGGAGCUUGACCAAGCCAUCGCAGCCCUGGCAUCGGCACUUCCUCAGGCACAGGGACGGUCAGCCAGAGCCAGCAGAAAGGUGAAAGGCUGCCAGGGGGCACCUGAGCACACUUGUGCCUCCGGUCAGCUUGGUGAACAGCCUCCCUCCAGCUGCCAGCGGGAUGUGCUCCUGACGGCCCAGCCUGCACCCUCCGAUGAGGAGCACCAAAGCACAAGACCCCAGCAGAACCCUGGACCCCCAGACCUCCCCCAGGGGGAUGCUAAAGGAAGAGAUGCCGAGAGCCCAGGACCUGGGGAGUGGAUCUUUGAGGCUGGACACAGGCAUGGAGCCACUCCUGAGCUGCAGAGAAAGAUGAGGCAGGUGGAAGACACUUUGGAUGCACUGAAUGAGGAGUUCUUCCAGCUCAGCGUUCAAGCCCUGGAGCUCCAGAAAGAGGAGGACAGGCCAAACCCACUGCCUCCAGGUGAAGGUGGCAUGCUUGUGGUGGCUCCCAGCAUCUUCCCUUGUGAGAGGCAGGAAGAAAGACCUAACCCACUGGAGGCAGGUGGCCCAGGUGGGGAGAAGCUGGGAAUCUGGGCCCUGAAGAGUGACAAGGCUCUAGAGCUGGAAAUGAGGAGAGUCCACCUGGCCCAGAGGAUUGAGGACCUGGAGUGGGAGCUGUCCCUGCUCCUCCAAGUGGCUUCUGGCAGCUCAAAACUAAUCCCUCGUGGCUCAGUGCUUAAGGUAACGGCCAGUUGCGAUACACAGCCAGCUGCAGCCAGCUGCACUGAUAAGUCGGUGGUUGACAUCGUGCAUCCCAACUCUAAGUACCAGAACGUUUGGCAGUAG